UAGUGUAGUCUGUAAUUGCGUUCUCCCUCAGUCUUGCUUGUCGAUCUCACACUGUCACUUGCUCAGUUGCUUUCCUUUACUUCCUCAAGUAACGGUCACUUUUCCUCUGCAUCCCCGUUCGGCCUCCCAUCUUCCACAAUUAAUAUAUUAGCUUACCAAAACAAACGGCUAUAAUAUUAUUCCCCUCCUCAGCUCCUCUCUCGAUUUCUCCGUCUCUCUCAAACCCAGAAGCAAACGCCAAUUUCAUUACCUCUCUCUCUCUCUCUCUCUCUCAAAAUGCACAAAAACAUCGCUUUCUCUAUCAUCCUCUCACUCGCCCUCUUCUGCCUUUUGAUCCUGCCUUCCACGGCCAAGGACGGCGUGGUUACGACCGAGCUGUGGUGCGUGGCCAAGAACAACGCGGAGGACGCCCCCCUGCUGACGGCGCUGAACUGGGUGUGCGGGCCUGGUGGGGCCGACUGCAGCCCAAUCCAGCAAGGUGGGCCCUGCUACGACCCCGCCGACAUCCAGAACACUGCCUCCUACGCUUUCAACGACUACUUUCUGAAACACGGCAUGACCGACGAUAGUUGCAACUUUGAUAACACUGCCGCACUCACUUCUCUGAAUCCCAGUCAUGAUAAGUGCAAAUUCCCAUCCAGCUUAUCAGCGAGCAAUGCAAGCAUCUCCAGUCCAUCAACAGCAUAUGGAAAUGGAAUGGGACCUAGUGAAAAUUUGAACGGCAGCAAUAAGAUUUCUGAGCAAUGGAUUUGGCCCCUCGUUACCAGUUUUCUGGUCAUUGCAUAUAAUACAUGGGCAAUGGGUUAGCGAGCAAGCGAGCACUUGCUCGCGUUUUCCCUGGAAUAUUUUUGUUAACGAUCUAGCCUAGGACAAGGUUAAGUCUGUAUGGAGUGGCUAAAUUGCUCUCGAUUUUGUUAUCUGUACGAAGCUCAAGCUUUGUAAUCAGUGGCGAAGCCAGGAUUUCU
Messenger RNA from Malus domestica (apple), 965 nucleotides. RefSeq names its product PLASMODESMATA CALLOSE-BINDING PROTEIN 5-like. The record is from RefSeq and is a predicted model, not a curated record. Lineage: Eukaryota; Viridiplantae; Streptophyta; Magnoliopsida; Rosales; Rosaceae.